Molecule: messenger RNA, 2596 nt
Organism: Arvicola amphibius (Eurasian water vole)
Lineage: Eukaryota; Metazoa; Chordata; Mammalia; Rodentia; Cricetidae
Gene: Smad1
Product: SMAD family member 1
Exons: 6
Coding region: 30-1427 (465 amino acids)
Biological process (GO): anatomical structure morphogenesis; SMAD protein signal transduction; regulation of transcription by RNA polymerase II
Cellular component (GO): heteromeric SMAD protein complex
Molecular function (GO): I-SMAD binding; RNA polymerase II cis-regulatory region sequence-specific DNA binding; DNA-binding transcription factor activity, RNA polymerase II-specific
Source: RefSeq, a predicted model, not a curated record
GAGGAGCGUGAGGAGCUAGACCAGUCGCUAUGAACGUGACCAGCUUGUUUUCAUUCACGAGUCCGGCUGUGAAGAGACUUCUAGGGUGGAAACAGGGUGACGAGGAAGAAAAAUGGGCAGAGAAAGCCGUGGAUGCUUUGGUGAAAAAACUGAAGAAGAAGAAAGGGGCCAUGGAAGAGUUGGAGAAAGCCCUGAGCUGCCCGGGGCAGCCGAGCAGCUGCGUCACCAUUCCCCGCUCCCUGGACGGCAGGCUGCAGGUGUCCCACCGCAAGGGACUGCCUCAUGUCAUUUAUUGCCGCGUGUGGCGCUGGCCUGACCUCCAGAGCCACCAUGAACUGAAGCCUCUGGAGUGUUGUGAGUUUCCUUUCGGUUCCAAGCAGAAGGAGGUCUGCAUCAACCCCUACCACUACAAGCGAGUGGAGAGCCCUGUCCUGCCUCCCGUGCUGGUUCCCAGGCACAGUGAGUAUAACCCUCAGCACAGCCUCCUGGCGCAGUUCCGCAACCUGGGACAAAAUGAGCCGCACAUGCCGCUGAACGCUACGUUUCCGGACUCCUUCCAGCAGCCCAGCAGCCACCCGUUCCCCCACUCGCCCACCAGCAGCUACCCCAACUCCCCAGGCAGCAGCAGCAGCACCUACCCUCACUCGCCCACCAGCUCAGACCCGGGCAGCCCUUUCCAGAUGCCAGCUGACACCCCUCCACCUGCUUACCUGCCUCCUGAAGACCCCAUGGCCCAGGAUGGCUCUCAGCCAAUGGACACGAACAUGAUGGCCCCUUCGCUGCCCUCAGAAGUCAACCGAGGAGACGUUCAGGCUGUUGCUUACGAGGAACCAAAACACUGGUGCUCUAUUGUGUACUAUGAGCUCAACAACCGCGUGGGCGAGGCGUUCCACGCAUCCUCCACAAGUGUGUUGGUUGACGGUUUCACUGAUCCUUCCAACAAUAAGAACCGCUUCUGCCUUGGGCUGCUCUCCAACGUUAACCGGAACUCCACUAUUGAGAACACCAGGCGACACAUUGGGAAAGGGGUCCACCUGUACUACGUUGGCGGAGAGGUGUAUGCCGAAUGCCUCAGCGACAGCAGCAUCUUCGUGCAGAGUCGGAACUGCAACUACCAUCAUGGCUUUCACCCCACUACUGUCUGCAAGAUCCCCAGUGGGUGUAGCUUGAAAAUUUUCAACAACCAAGAGUUUGCUCAGCUGCUGGCACAGUCUGUGAACCAUGGCUUCGAGACAGUGUAUGAACUCACCAAAAUGUGCACUAUUCGAAUGAGCUUCGUGAAGGGUUGGGGAGCUGAAUACCACAGGCAGGAUGUUACUAGCACCCCCUGCUGGAUUGAGAUACACCUGCAUGGCCCUCUCCAGUGGCUGGAUAAAGUUCUUACCCAGAUGGGUUCGCCCCACAAUCCUAUUUCAUCGGUGUCUUAAAGGGCCUCGGGCUCUGUGUCUUGCAAACUGUUGAGCCUUGCAUGUACUUGAAGGAUGGAUAUGUCAGACGGGAUAAAGACCUGACAAGGAGCCGUGAUAAUACUUGACCUCUGUGACCAACUGUUGGCUUGAGAAAGUGACAGACCUUGGUAAUGUGCUGUUGACAUCAAGAAUCAAGUUUACAUCAUGUCACCCUGUUGUGUAAUCAACUGAAAUGAUGACUUUUAGCAGGACUUUUGUCUAUAGUUGAAAAAGGGAUGGCCAAGCCAGGGACAAAUUAUCUACUAGAAGAAGAAGAAAAAGAAUGCUCCUAUGCAGUCCUUUCAUUUGGAGUGCUUGGCAGAACGUUACGUGACUAGUCAGCCUUUCUGAAGUGUGCUUUUCGUCAGGUUCCGAGCCCACACCGAAUCAUCUUCCCGUGGGCUUUCGUCAUAUUUUAAAACUAUUUGUUUAGAAAUGAAUGGGGUUGUGUUUGUUUUUAAAGUAACGGUUAAUCUAUGACAUACACAGUAGUCUUUCUAAAACUGUAUGCUCACUACUGCUGCCAGGAUGUCGUCGGGUGUGUGCUCUUUGCUAAAUGUGUGUACAAAGUAUUUGGAGGUUAUGAAUAGUCUAAAUGGCUAGUGGAUCUAGAAAGUCUUGGAGGGGCGGGGUGGGGGGGGAGGAAAUGACAGCUGCAAAUAUAGACUACACCAUAGAGUUCAGUUUGUCGCCUUAAAUGAACAAACUGGUGUCUGAAUUUGCUGUGUUUCAGUUUUUUUAGAGUUUUAUCUGACUUUUUUCUUCUAUCUGCUCCACACGGCAGUUAAGCAGCUGGUUAAUUCCUGUAACCGUGAGAGCAAAUGAAUAAUUCCUUCUGUUUGCAGAUCUGCUGGCUUUGUGUCUCAGUACCCAGGACAUGGGAAGCUUGAACUUACUGAGCAGUUUUCAUGGAGUUCACAAUACAGACAUAGGCUUUAAUUUCCAGAUAAAUUGUUUGCCAAACCUAAUAGCACUCUUCACUCUGCACAGGUUUAAAGAAGGUCCCUAUUGGAAUCCAUUUCAAACGUUUUAAUUUUGUUUUUUGUUUUUUUUUUUUUUUUUUUUUUGUACUGUUUGGUUUAGUUUUCUUCUGCUAAUUUUUCUAUUCUCCUCUGCUCUUACCCAUUGAGUACCUUUUAUUCCAGCUC